Molecule: messenger RNA, 672 nt
Organism: Ogataea angusta
Lineage: Eukaryota; Fungi; Ascomycota; Pichiomycetes; Pichiales; Pichiaceae
Exons: 1
Coding region: 1-672 (223 amino acids)
Biological process (GO): rRNA processing; intronic box C/D snoRNA processing; tRNA processing
Cellular component (GO): nucleolar ribonuclease P complex; ribonuclease MRP complex; cytosol
Molecular function (GO): ribonuclease MRP activity
Source: RefSeq, a predicted model, not a curated record
AUGAAUAACCAAGGUAAAGUGCAAAAGCCCAACAAGCCAGCCGCCAACUCGCUGAAACAGGUCGAGACGAGGAAACGACAGGUGUUCAAGGCAGUACUGGCUAGUCCGUAUUCCCGCCGUAACCUGUGGCCGGCGGUGAGUGCCGAAUUACAGAACGAUCUGGUCGAUCUACUGUGUUCGAUCCUCGAGCAGAUCGGUACUUUCAACAGGCUGUCCUCGGCAGAGAAAAAAUCCUCCGGGCUGGAGAAGCCCGCUAUCAGCGAAUUUGUGAUUUACGGGUUCAAUAGCUGCAUGAAAGCUCUGGAAGAGCAAUCGAAACGGAUCCAGUCUGCACAGCUAGACUUGAACAGCAAUCAUACCCUUCUUUAUCUCUUUGUGUGCAAGCUGGAUAUGACGACGCCGCUGCUUUUCCAGCACUUCCCUGUUCUGAGCGCAUAUGCCAAUGUGAAGCUGAUUCAGCUACCAAAAAAUACACAUCAGAAAUUACAGAACGUCUUAGGUCUGAAAAAACCAACAGAGGUGUUGGUUUUGGCCAGAGGAGCUGCGAAAAUGUACCCAUUGCUUGCUGAGCUUGCUGAGGGCGUGGAGGACGUGGACAUCGAGUUUCUUCGAAGCGGGCCUUUCGAGGCGAAAAUAAAACACAUAUUGACGCAACAAACAGUUAAAAAAUAG